ACAGGUCCUGUAAGCACAGGGGUCAGUUACCGCAGAUCCGGAUACAUUAUCAGGAUUGACCCUGUCGGUACCGGGUAGUUUGGAGCCUUGAGGUUUCUCCAACCCAGGAUCCUCUGCUGAUAUCUUCUAUAUAAGAGAAGUUUCCUGAUCAACCAUGGAGAGAGACAGGAACAAGAUGGCCGACAGGAUAAUAGACCUCACCCUACAGAUACUCUUCCGGCUUACUGGAGAGGAUUACACAGUAGUGAAGAAGUCCUCUAGUGGGCGCUGUCGGGCCCCUGUGUGUGAAGGAUGGGGAAGAACCCUGAGCCCAAUCCCGGAGCCUGCACCUCACUCCCUGAUACAUGAGGAAAUGGAGGAACAGAAGAUUCUAGAACUGAUCAACAAGAUGAUAGAGCUGCUGACUGGAGAGGUUCCUAUAAGGUGUCAGGACGUGGCGGUCUAUUUCUCCAUGGAGGAGUGGGAGUAUGUAGAAGGACACAAGGAUCAGUACAAGGAUCAGGUGAUGAUGGAGGAUCAGCAGCCCCUCACAUCAGCAGUCAGAUCCAGUAAGAGAACAGCAGCAGAGAGGUGUCCCCGUCCUCUUCUUCCACAGGAUGAUCAGGGAGAAGAUCUAAACAAUAUUAAUGCUCCAGAGACAGAUGUGAGCGGUGAUGAGCAGUAUAAGGAGGACAUUUCUACAGGGAAAGAUUUUAUCUAUUUUAAUGCAACGGACAGAAGUGAAGAAGAAGAAGAAGAGACAGCUGUGAGUGGUGAUGAGCAGUAUAAGGAGGACAUUACUACAGAGAAAGAUCUGAUCUAUAUUAAUGCUACAGACAUAAAGGAAGAAGAAGAGGAGACAGAUGUGAAUGGUGAAGAGCAGUAUAAGGAGAAUAUUCCUACAGGGAAGGAUCUGACCUAUAUUAAUGCUACAGACAUAAAGGAAGAAGAAGAGGAGACAGAUGUGAGUGGUGAUAAGCAGUGUAAGGAGGACAUUCCUGCAGGGAAAAAUCUGAUCUAUAUUAAUGCUACAGACAUAAAGGAAGAAGAAGAGGAGACAGAUGUGAGCAGUGAUGAGCAGUAUAAGGAGGACAUUUCUACAGGAAACCACCCAUAUUCUUGUACCAGGAGAUCAGAGGAGAAUCUUAUAUCUUCAGAUUAUAAAGCAGAUGAUGAUAUCACACAAGAUACAUAUGAAGAACAUUCCAUUAUCCCAGAUACACCCUCAGCCCUUCACAGCCAAGAUCUGUCAUCUCAUCCUUUUAUACAAGUCGGACCUAAAGAUUCAUCACAGACUGUUGAGCAAAAUAAGGAGAAGCCAUUUUCCUGUUCAGAAUGUGGGAAAUGUUUUUCAUUGAAAUUCACACUUAUUAGACAUCAAAAUCUUCACACAGAGAAGAAGCCGCCAAUUCCAUGCCCUGAAUGUGGGAAAUGUUUUUCUUACAAAUCAGAACUUGUUUUACACCAGAGAAGCCACACAGGGGAGAAGCCAUUCUCCUGUUCAGAAUGUGGGAAAUGUUUUACCCAGAAAUCAACACUUAUUAGACAUCAAAAACUUCACACAGACAAGAAGCCAAUUCCAUGCCCUGAAUGUGGGAAAUGUUUUACUGACAAAUCAGCUCUCGGUAGACAUCAGAGAACUCACACAGGGGUGAAGCCAUUUUCAUGUUCAGAAUGUGGAAAAUGUUUUUGUCAGAAAUCAGAUCUUGUUCAACACCAGAGAAGUCACACAGGAGAGAAGCCAUUCCCCUGUUCAGAAUGUGGUAAAUGUUUUACUGUGAAAUCAACACUUAUUACACAUCAAAAAACUCAUACAGGGGAAAAGCCAUUUUCAUGUGAACAAUGUGGGAAAAUGUAUUCUCAGAAAUCAGAUCUUGCUAGACAUCAGAUAAUUCACACAGGGGAGAAGCAAUUUUCAUGUAAAAAAUGUAGUACAUGUUUUACUACGAAACAAAGUCUUAUUGAACAUCAGAUAAUGCACACAAGCGUGAAGCUAUUUUCAUGUUCAGAAUGUGGGAAAUGUUUUAUUAGGAAAUCCUUUCUUGUAGCACAUCUAAGAAUUCACACAGGGGAGAAGCCAUUUUCAUGUUCAGAAUGUGGAAAAUGUUUUACCCAGAAAUCAACAGUUAUUAGACAUCAAAGAACUCACAUAGGGGAGAAACCGUUUUCCUGUUCAGAAUGCGGGAAAUCUUUUAUGGAGAAAUCUAAAUUUAUUAGACAUAAAAUAAGUCACACAAGGGAGAAGCACAUUUAAGGCACUGAAUGAUGUUUAAGAAAUAUCUGCAAAUGCCUUUUAUCCAAAGAAGCAAAUGGAAUAUAAAUUAAAUGGGUUUAUGGGGCUGAAACAUUUUUUGUGGUACCUGCCUCCCAACAAAGUGAACACAAGAAAGACUCUAAACUCACCUCCACUGCUUCCCCACUACUGCUGCUAAGAGGUCUUCAUACAGAAACUGUCCCCUCAGCCAAUAUAUAUAUAUAUAUAUAUAUAUAUAUAUAUAUAUAUAUACACACACACACACACACAGUGGGGAUCAAAAGUUUGGGUACCCCAGGUAAAAAUUUGUAUUAAUGUGUAUAAAGAAGCCAAGGAAAGAUGGAAAAAUCUCCAAAAUGCAUCAAAUUACAGAUUAGACAUUCUUAUAAUAUGUCAACAAAAUUUUUAUUUUAUUUCCAUCAUUUACACUUUAAAAAUAACAGAAAACAAAAAAUGGCAUCUGCAAGAGUUUGGGCACCCUGCAGGAUUUAUAGCAUGCACUGCCCCCUUUGCAAAGCUGAGACCUGCCAGUGUCAUGGAUUGUUCUCAAGCAUCAUUUGGGAAGACCAGGUGAUGUCAAUCUCAAAGGUUUUAAAUGCCCAGACUCAUCUGACUUUGCCCCAACAAUCAGCACCAUGGGUUCUUCUAAGCAGUUGUCUAGAAAUCUGAAACUGAAAAUAGUUGACGCUCACAAAGCUGGAGAAGGCUAAAAGAAGAUAGCAAAACGUUUUCAGAUGUCAAUAUCCUCUGUUCGGAAUGUAAUUAAUCAGGAACAG
Messenger RNA from Hyla sarda, 3009 nucleotides. Its product is annotated as oocyte zinc finger protein XlCOF22-like. The transcript has 7 exons. The record is from RefSeq and is a predicted model, not a curated record. Gene Ontology annotation, biological process: regulation of DNA-templated transcription. Lineage: Eukaryota; Metazoa; Chordata; Amphibia; Anura; Hylidae. Bases 155 to 2233 code for a protein of 692 amino acids.